This is a messenger RNA of Adineta steineri, 5226 nucleotides long. Lineage: Eukaryota; Metazoa; Rotifera; Eurotatoria; Adinetida; Adinetidae. The record is from the annotation of a GenBank genome assembly.
AUGGCUGUACGUGCACAUCGACUACAAUCAGCUAAACCUCUCACACUUUCACGAUGGUGGUCAAGUGGUUACCAUGGUCAACCGAUUGCUUUUGCCGAUCCAACAGUUAUUUUCUAUGCUAUUGAUGAUGGUUUACGUUUUCAUGAUUUCCUCGAUGAAGACUAUCCAAAAUCUCAAACAUUUCAAGCAAAUGGAAUUGGUGUUGGAGUGAUCGCUGGCAAUGCUGAUACACAUUUAUUUGCAUAUGCUGAUUAUCAAAAAUCACCUAUAAUUCAUUUACAUGAAUAUCCAUCAUUAAACGAAAUAAAACAAUUUAAAGGUGGAGCUGAAUUUGAAUAUACUGCUUUGGAAUUUUCUGCAACUGAUGAAUUAUUAUCUUUAUCAACUGCACCAGAUUAUUUAUUAACAAUUUGGAAUUGGCGUACUGGAAUAAAAUUAGCACAAUGUGAAACAACAAAAAAACAAUUAGUAGAAAUAAGUUUUAAUCCAAACUCUUGGUUUGAUAUUGGAAUACUUUAUAGUGAUCAAAUUAAUUUUUAUACAUGUGAACGACGUAGUGAUAAAUAUGUUUUAUUUGAAAGACAAUUACCUUUAGAAUUAUUUAAUCAAACUAUUGCUCAUAAUCAACCAACACAUCAACAAACAAAAAAAGAACAAUCAGAUUCAGUUAACAUUGCUGAUGUUAUUCGACAUUUUCCAAGUCGAUUUUCAUUUACAUUAGUCGAUAGUACGAUUGGAAUUGAUCAAGGAACAAGUGUAAAACUUGUCGCAUUUGAUACUGAAAAUGAAGAAGCUUUUCAAACAUAUAUCGAUGAAAAAAUUGAACAUGUUGCUACAUCAUUUUGUUGGGGUGAUAAAGGUUAUGUAUUUAUUGGUACAGCUGCUGAUUCUCUUAUUCAAGUUGUUUUACAAUUUGAUCGUGAUAGACAACCAUUUCGUACAACACAUUUUGCAGAUGAAUCAACAAUGAAAGCACAAGGUUCAAUUGGAAUGUUUAAAAAAAUGGGUUUACAUCAACAUGGUCUAUUUUGUGCUGGUGCAGAUAGUAUAAUUCGUUUAAUAACAUUUGAAAAUCAAGAUGCUACAUUACAAGAAGCUACGAAUGUUAACGAUAUUAUAGAAUUAAAAUCAAAAUUAAGUUCAAUAAAAUUUAAUCAAAAUUAUACAAAUUUAUUUAUUUGUUCGACAAAAGGUAUUAAUAUAAUUGAUUUAUUAACCAUGGAACAAAAACCAGUUGUAAUUGUUCCAACUGCACUUGGAAAAAUAGUUGAUGUGACAAUUCUUAGUCCUGCAAGUGAAUUAGUUAUAACAGUACGAGAUACUGGUGCUUUAGAAGCUUGGUCAAUAUCUGAUGGAUCAAGAAAAUAUUUUACACAAAUUGAUAAUGCAAAAAUUAGUCAUGUAGUUGCAAGUCCAGUUUUACCUUUAAUUGUUGUAACAUCGACAACAGGUAUAUUUUAUGUUUUUGAAAUCCAUAACGAUGGUUUCCGUCUUAUACAUCGUGUUCGUGUUCAUUCAAAUGAUGUACGUUGUAUUAAAUUUAAUUCACGUGGUACAUUACUUGUAUCAGCUGGUAUUGAUAAUAGUUUAUUUUUUAUGGAAAUUAAAAGUGAAGAAACAUCAGCAGAAGAUAUAUUUCAAAUAAUUUAUCGAACUGAUCUUGAUGGUGAACCAUUUGCACUUGAUUUAGAUGAAUUUGAUAAUCAACGAAAUAAUAGUACUGAUUCGAAUGAACCACAUGCAGAUAAUGAUGAUGAACAUAAUGAGCAUUAUAAAGAUAAAUUAAAUGAGACGAGAAUUAUGGUUGCAUUAACAACAAAAACAGAAAAACAUGGAAGAUUUCUGAUUAUUGAUUUUGAUUGGCAACAACAUCGAGAAAGUCGUGCUGCAUCAUUAGGCGAUUAUUUUAUAAAUGAUUCAACAACAAAAAUAAUUACAAAAACAUUCUUUGCAAUUCAUGAAACAAUCGAAGAUUUUCUUAUCACAGCUAAAAAUCAAUUAAUUACAAUGGGUGGAAAAACUUUACGAAUGUGUCGUAUACCUGAAGAAAGUGGCAAGAAUAAAGUUGAACGACGAGGACGACGAGGCUUGGGAAAAUUAAUUAGCGUUGAAGCACAAGACUCACUUGCUGGUUUACCUUCUGCUGGUGGUCAUUUAUACAAAAAUAAAGCAAUACCAUCAUGGAUUAUUGGAAUGAGUCGUGAUGGAAUUAUGUCAAUUAUUCGUGCUUCGAAUAUGGCAGUGGAAUCAUCAAUACCAGCACAUACUUUACUUUCAGGUGGCUGUCAUAAAUCUGCUUGGAGUGUUGAUUCAAAAUAUAUUGUUUCAAUUGCUGAAGAUAGUUCAAUUGCUGUUUAUCAAACAAAAUAUGCUGGUAGACUUACGUCACGUGGUGGUCAUGCAUCAGAUGAUUAUAAUCGUAAAAUGAGAAAUUUAACACAUCUUACAAGUUUUAAAAAUACACGAUCAAGUUUAUUUGAACGUAUUCAUGAUCGAUUUAAAGAUUAUGAAACGAAAUUUCAAGAAGUUAAUAUGACACCACCAUCACCACCGAAAGAAGAUUCAUCAUGGACACAAUUAAAAGAAUAUGAAACGACAUUACAAAAUCUUGAUGCACAUUUAACAUCGAAAAUUGAAAUUCGUAAUGAACUUGAUCAUAUACGACAAGAAAUUCGUGAUUUAAUGACAGUUAAUGAUAAACGAGAAGAUAAAGCUCGACUUGAUCAACGAGAAUUCGAUUUAGAUAGUGAAGAACAAGAAAGACAACGUAAAGAAAGAGAUGCUAUGGUUGUUAAAGUGCGUGAUGAAACUAUAACAGAAAAUCUUAAACGCCUUAUGAAACGUGAAGUUAUUAAACAACAAUGUUGGGAUGCAAUGACAGUAAAAGGACGAUGUAUUGAGGGUAUUGUAAAUCCAAAUCGUAAACAAGUUACACCAAUUGCUGUUGAAAAUUACCCAUUAGUACCACGUAGUCUUGAUGAAUUAGAAUAUAUUCGUCAAGUUAUUGAACGACGACGUAUUGAAAUUGGAGAAAGAAAAAUUCGACGACAAAUUUUAACAGAAAAUUCCAAUGCACAAGAAGCUAAACGUGAAGAACCAGCAGUAGGAGAAAAUGAUGAAGAACAACGUGAACAAAUUAAACAAUCCACUGCUUUACUUGGUUCUGUUAGUAAUGAAUUUCAAGUUGAUACAUCUGUACUCUAUAGUCAAUUUGAAUUAUAUACUCAUGAACAAAAAUGGACACAGAUUGUUUUAAUAAAUGAUUUAAUCUAUAAAAUCAAAGAAGCAUUUAAUAAAGAAUUUGAGAAUAUCUAUCAACGUAAAUCACAAGAAUUAGCUAAAAUUCGUGAACGAAAUAUACGUAUUAAACAAAUCAAUUCAGAUUUAGAUGAUACAACACCUGUUUGGGAACCAGAUUUAACUGAAAAAGAAAAACCACAAUUAUUAUUUGAAGUUAAAGAUAGUGAGAUUAAAGUGGAAAGAUAUUAUACACCGGAACAAUUAAGAUUAUUAGAAGAACAACGACUGAAUGAAGAACGUCGACGUGAAAUGGAAAGACUUGAUAAUUGGCGUGAACGUGGUCUUAUUGAUAUGAUGAAUGGUGUUUUACAAGUUCGACGAGAAGAUGAAUUGAAAAAGGAAAUUCCUAAACCAGCAUUUGCACUUGAAAAACCUGAAGAAGAAUGGACAGAGACAGAAAAACAAGCUUAUCAACAAUAUUUACAAAAAGUUAAAGAACAACAAGAAGAAAGAGAAAAAUUACGAAAAGUUUUAACUGCUGAAUCAAGUAAAAUCAAUGAACAAAUUACAGAAAGUUGUCUAGCAUUUGAUCAAGUCUUAUCACAAUUACAUCGAAGACGUAUUACAGCUCAAACAGCAGUUAUUGAAGAAGAAUUAAAAAUUAGUCGUAUAGUAUAUUCUUUAGUUAAAGACCAACUUAUUGAAGAAUUAGAACAAAUAUAUGAAAAUCGUGCUAAAUUAGUCGAAACUAAAGUUCAAGAACUUGAACUUUCAAAACGUGCUUUGGAAGAUGCUGUUGUUAAAGUUGAUGCUGAAAAACGACAAUUAAAAUCGGAAGAUACAUUUGAUAAACAAUUUCCUCGUGAAUUUGCUGAUGUUCCAUCAACAUUACAGGAUCCACUUAAACGUUUAUUAGCUAAACGAGCGAAAGUUAAACAAGCUAAAACAGCAGAUGAUUUAAAUCCGUAUUCAGCUCGGCAAAUGCGUUUAAUUGAACUUGAACUUGAGAGAAUACAAGCAGAAGCUGAUGCAUUUACAAAUGCACCACCAAAUAUUGUUCGAACUGUUUGGGAACGUUUUGUUGAUUUUCGAAAAAAACGUACCGAACUUGAUCGAGAAUUACGACAACAAGAACAAGAAGAAAUAAUGAUUAAAAAUUUAAAAAAUUUACGUGAUGGUGAAUUAACACACAAAAGUACUGAAUUUGAUCAAUUACAAAGUCUUCUUAUCACAACGAAAGAUGCUCGUAUUGAUGAUAUGGUUGAUUUAUAUGUACAAAUUGUUCUUAAACAAGGUCAAGUUGAAAUCGAAGAGAAACCCGCUGAAAAUCCUCCAAAUCAAUAUCGAAAUAAUGAUGUUGAACUUAUUCAUCGACGUGAAGUUGAAGAUUUAAAUGAAUCAAUAAUUGAAUCUGCAAAUUAUAAAAUUCGUCAAAUGGACAAAUCCAAAGGUGUUAUUAAUGAAAUACAAUCAAAUACAUGGGAAAAAGAAAAAUUAAUAUAUGAAAUAGCUGAUUUAAAACAACGUGCACAAGAUAUAACAUAUCUUAAAGUUACACGAAAUAUUCAAGAAUAUUUAGCAUGUAGAAAUGAUGCAUCAUUUGAAUCACAAAAGCAACGUGAAUUACAAAUGUUAGAAGCAACUAUUGAAAAAAUGAGACAACGUUUUGAUGAACAACAAAUGAUAAAAGAUAAUGAACUUCAAAAAUUACAACAUGAUAAUCUAUCUAUUGCUAAUAUAACAUUAGCUGUUGAUGAAGCUCUACAAAAUGCAAAUGUUAAUCUAUAUGAAAGAAAAAAUAUUAUCGAUCAACGAAUUAUUGAACAAUCGAAAGCUGAUCAACAAGAACGUAUUCAUCAAGUCGUACGUCGUCGUCGUUUAGUUGAUCUAGCUAAAGCACAAGCACAAGAAGUUGCUUAUUUACGUGCUGAAGUUGAACGUUUACGUAUGAAAACAUUUCCUGCACUCGUUCAAAUUGAACAUUAA